Penicillium antarcticum is the source of this 3399-nucleotide messenger RNA. RefSeq names its product DNA repair protein SMC6. Gene Ontology annotation, biological process: double-strand break repair via homologous recombination. Gene Ontology annotation, cellular component: nucleus; Smc5-Smc6 complex; site of double-strand break. Gene Ontology annotation, molecular function: damaged DNA binding; single-stranded DNA binding. The transcript is spliced from 12 exons. The coding region runs from base 1 to 3399 and encodes 1132 amino acids. The record is from RefSeq and is a predicted model, not a curated record. NCBI's taxonomy places the organism in Eukaryota, Fungi, Ascomycota, Eurotiomycetes, Eurotiales, Aspergillaceae.
AUGCCGUCCCUCAAGCGUGCGCAGGUCUCUUCCGACUCCGACGAUGUCUCCGAUCAGUCCACCAUGAGUUCUCCUCAUACGAGAAAACGGCCACGAACAUCUGACUUGUCAGAAUCCGAAGACGACGAGACCCCUCGAGAAACGUAUCUCGCCGUCAACGACGACGCGCUUCUCGACAACGAGGACGAGUUAGAACUCCGCCAAACACAGAUAAUUCAAGAUAAAUAUGCUCAUCUCAUUGAGGAGGCCAACGUGCCUGCUGAACAUGGUAUUCUGGAACGCGUCGAGUGUUACAACUUCAUGUGCCAUGACCACUUCAACGUGGAACUGGGCCCUCUGAUCAACUUCAUUGUGGGAAAGAAUGGUAGCGGCAAGAGUGCUAUUUUGACCGCCAUUACUCUAUGUCUUGGUGGAAAAGCUUCUGCCACAAACCGAGGACAAAGCCUCAAAAACUUCAUCAAAGAGGGCAAAGAGAAUGGCACAAUUAUUGUUCGCAUCAAAAACCAAGGUGAUGGUGCCUACAUGUCCGAUGAUUAUGGAAAAUCUAUCAUCGUCGAACGUCAUUUUUCCAAAAAUGGCUCUAGUGGAUUCAAGAUCAAGGCGGACAAUGGGCGCAUAGUUUCCACCAAAAAAGCCGAGUUGGACGCCAUUACAGACUAUUUCUCCUUGCAGAUCGACAAUCCUAUGAACGUGCUCUCUCAGGACAUGGCUCGUCAAUUUCUCAGCACCUCAAGUCCGGCCGAGAAAUACAAGUUCUUCGUCAAAGGUGUGCAGCUCGAACAGCUUGAUCAGGAUUAUCGGUUGAUCGAGGAAUCUGUCGACCAGAUUGAGGAGAAACUCAAAACUACGGCACAGGAUAUCCGUGUACUUGAAACCCGCAAAGAUGCAGCGAAGAAAAAGCUACAGAUCUCUGACCAGCACGAUUCCCUGAGAGCUCGUAUUAGGAACUUCCGCAGCCAAAUGGUCUGGGCUCAGGUCGAGGAGCAAGAACGAAUGCAAGCCACACUGACCGAAGAAAUUGCGAAGGCAGAUGAGCUGAUUAUUAACGCGGAAUACGAACUCGCUAGGUUUGAUGAUGCAUUCCAAGCCGUCGAGACAGAGCGUGAAACUGCUGCUGAACAUUCUUGGCGAGCUGCUACGGCAUUGGAAGAAGCUACAGGCGAAAAGGAAAAGAUCAAGGAAAAGUUGGAGGCGGAAAUGAACAGACGACAUGAUCUACAAGCCGAGCAGCGUCAGAUCAGGGAAUACCUCAGAGCAGCAGAGUCUCGAAUCCAGGAAACACAGCAAAAGGUUCACGAAGAGAAUCAGCGUCUCGCCGAUGCAAGCGGCGGAGGUUAUGCCCGAAAGCAAGAGGCGUGUGAACAGGCUGUUAACGACGCUGCUGCCGCUCAAAGAGCAUACAAUGAGCAUCGUUCGGAUGCAAACGGUCUACGAGAAGACAUCGAAUCUUCUCAAGAGGACCUUAAAGCAACUAAAGGACCCGUUGAUGCGAAGAGAAUGGAACUUGAACAGGCAGAGAACAGAUUGAAAACACUCACCCGGGACGGUGGAGCAAGGCAGUCCGGAUUUCAUCCCAAGAUGCCAGACUUGCUCAAGGCCAUUGAGCAAGAACGAUCCUUCGAAUCUCGACCUGUCGGUCCAAUCGGUCACCACGUCACACUACUACAGCCAAAAUGGUCCUCCAUCCUGGAGAGUUCGUUCGGCGGUACGCUUGGCAGUUUCAUUGUGACGUCAAAUAGAGACAUGAAUAUCUUGUCCAGGAUCAUGCGACAAGUGGGCUGUAAUUCUCCGAUAUUUAUUGGUAAUGGUGGCCAUCUGGAUACCUCAGCACAUGAACCAGAUCCUCAAUUCGAUACUGCUUUGAGAAUUCUUGAGAUUGACAACGAAUUAGUUCUGAAACAACUGAUCAUUAACCAUGGCAUUGAGCAAAUGCUGUUGAUUGAAAGGCUAGAAGAAGCUUCCUCCGUACUAUUCGAUGGUGCACGCCCAAGGAAUGUGAAACGCUGCUACUCCAUCGAUGAGAGAGAUAGACGCCGCGGAAUACAUCUGUCAUACAGCCGAGCUGGUGAACCAAGUCAAGCUCCUGUGUCGAUGUACAACAAUCCCCCGCGCAUGAAAUCAGACCUGGCUUCACAAAUCAGUCUACAACGUGAUGUUGUUGAUGACCUCAAGCACCAGCUGAACGACCUCCAACAAGAAAUGGUUGCGGCUCGCUCGCGUGUCGAUGCCUGCAAACAGGCAUAUGUGAGACAUGGGAGAAGAGAGAAAGAACUCCAAAUUGCCAUGCAACGCAAGGAAGACUAUGCUGAAGAACUCAGGGACGCCCUCGAUAAAGAAAAUGCAGAAGACGGACGCAUUGAUGCGCUUAAUUCUGCUCUGAGGGAAGCAGAAGAUGAGAAGCAACUGAAUGAAGGCUCAUACAAAGACAGCGAGGCGGCCAUGGGGACCAUUAUGCAGACACUGAAGGAAAUCAGGCGGGAAUUGUCCUCCAAGGAUUCUGAGCUUGGAACCCUUCAACAAAAAUUGCGAGUUGCCGAAAGCGAGCACACGUUGGUCAACUCCAAGAAAAGCAAGGUUCUCAGUGAUAAGAACGCCGCCAUCGCCAAUAUUGAAAAGGACAAGCAAGAAAAGGCAACUAUUCACGGCAGAAGAGAGCAGGUUGCAGCGCGCAUUAUCGAAUACAACGAGAAGGCAAGCUUGGUCUCAUCUCGAGUUUCUGUGGAUGAAGGAGAAACCCCAGAGAGUCUUGAUCGAAAGCUUGAUCGGCUGAUCCGAGACCUGGAGCGCUACAGCUCGGAGUUGGGCGCUUCUCGGGAAGAAAUUGCUGCUGAAGCAGGAAGAACUGAGGCAGCCUAUGUACGAGCUACCAAACAGUUCCAAGAACUCUCCACGUUGGCUCAGAUCUUCAAAGAUACCCUUGGUAACCGUAAAAAACGGUGGGAAAUCUUCCGGUCUCACAUCUCGUCUCGAGCCAAAGCUCAAUUCACCUACCUGCUCAGUGAGCGAAGCUUCCGUGGUCGGCUUUUGGCUGACCAUAGCGAGAAACGCUUGGAUCUACAAGUUGAGCCCGAUAUUACCAAAGAUGACAGCACUGGACGAGGUGCGAAGACACUCUCCGGUGGUGAAAAGUCAUUUUCCCAAGUGUGUCUUUUGUUGGCUCUCUGGGAAGCCAUGGGCUCCCCUAUUCGUUGCCUUGAUGAAUUCGACGUAUACAUGGACCAUAUCAAUCGGAAAAUGGCCAUUGACAUGCUUAUGAUUGCCGCCAGACGGUCUAUCGGGCGACAAUUCAUUUUGAUCACGCCUGGCACGAAGACCGAUAUCACCAUUUCCCCUGAUGUCAGAGUGAAAGAGUUGGCAGAGCCAGAACGUGGCCAGACUACUCUAUCGUUCCGACGCUAA